UCAACUUUGACCUCUCACAACAAAAUGGCAGCCUCCUUGGGACGCAUUGCGAGAGCUCCUUGUCGAGUUUUUCUCGUUCUGCAGAGAGUUAAUCACAUCCAGAAAACUCAUGAAGUGCUGAGGGUCCCGUUUGUUGCUCCGUUCCUACGACACUUCUUUUAUUCGCCUAAACUGUCAUCUUCUGAUGGAGUUGAAUCUUUAGAGGCUCUCUCCCGGUACAAAGACAAACCAUGGGAGUAUCUGGAGAGCGAAGAGUAUAUUGAGCGCUAUGGAUCCAAGCCUGUGUGGUCUGACUACAGACGGAACCACAAAGGGGGUAUCCCUCCUCAAAAGACAAGGAAGACCUGUAUUAGAGGAGAUAAGAUAUGUGGGAACCCUUGUCCAAUCUGCCGUGAUCCAAAUAUCAUCGUCCAUUAUCAGAAUGUGAACCUGCUGCAGCAGUUUGUAAGUCCUUACACCGGGAUUGUGUAUGAUCCCACUCGGACAGGUGUAUGCAUGAAGCAACAGAAACUGCUUAACAAGGCAAUUGAAACAGCGAGAGAUCAUGGCUUGAUAUCCUCCCAGUUACCAUUUGUAGACUACUCUGCAGAGGACUACUCAAACGUGCAUGGAGCAGUGGGACACACACCUGCCCCACCUACCUAUACCUCUGGUGAACCUUGGUAUUCAUGGUAUGGUAACGUAGAGCCAAAUGAAAAAGAACUGGCCAGAGUAAAGAAGAUCUACAAAGCUUACCUGAAGUAAGCUACUGGAGAGGUUUUCUGGGCACAGAUUAAGUCUGGCUAUGGACCCAAUUACUCUAUGAAUGACUAUUGUGUCACUGGAUAUCUUGAAUAAUAAAGGACUAAGGUUAAUGUGCUGAAAA
Colossoma macropomum (tambaqui) is the source of this 865-nucleotide messenger RNA. RefSeq names its product mitochondrial ribosomal protein S18B (gene mrps18b). The transcript has 7 exons. The coding region runs from base 25 to 744 and encodes 239 amino acids. Gene Ontology annotation, molecular function: structural constituent of ribosome. The record is from RefSeq and is a predicted model, not a curated record. NCBI's taxonomy places the organism in Eukaryota, Metazoa, Chordata, Actinopteri, Characiformes, Serrasalmidae. Gene Ontology annotation, biological process: mitochondrial translation. Gene Ontology annotation, cellular component: ribosome; mitochondrion.